Micromonas pusilla CCMP1545 is the source of this 689-nucleotide messenger RNA. RefSeq lists its product as uncharacterized. The transcript has 4 exons. NCBI's taxonomy places the organism in Eukaryota, Viridiplantae, Chlorophyta, Mamiellophyceae, Mamiellales, Mamiellaceae. The record is from RefSeq and is a predicted model, not a curated record. Gene Ontology annotation, molecular function: ubiquitin binding; protein kinase binding; histone binding. Gene Ontology annotation, biological process: regulation of mitotic cell cycle. Bases 54 to 320 code for a protein of 88 amino acids. Gene Ontology annotation, cellular component: SCF ubiquitin ligase complex; cyclin-dependent protein kinase holoenzyme complex.
UCGGCGUCAUUGCGACGACGCGCGACUCCCCGUGGUAACAACUUCCGAACGCGAUGCCUCAGAUUCAGUACUCCGAGAAGUACUACGACGACAUCUACGAGUACAGGCACGUCGUGCUCCCGCCCGACAUCGCCAAGCUCUUGCCGAAGGGUCGUCUCCUGUCCGAGUCCGAAUGGCGCGGCCUCGGCGUGCAGCAGUCGCGCGGUUGGGUGCACUACGCGAUCCACCGCCCGGAGCCGCACAUCAUGCUCUACAGGCGACCUCUCAACUACGGCCAGCCCGCGCUGACGGACGCGGGGAACAAGGCGAACCAGCAGUGAGCAUCUCGCGUCGCGCGCGGGGAGGGCGACGUGGAGCCCUGAGGCGCGCGUUGGGAUGGGCGUGAGCGACCACGGGUGCUCACGAGGCGUCGACUGACGCGGGCGCGCGCGAAACGAAACGAAACGCGCGGCGGCGGCGGCGGUCGACGCGGGAGACGAGACGGGCGGGCGCGUUGUGUGACGACGACGACGACGACGACGACGAUAUGAGAAAUUCGGCGUCAGCGGGAUGUUCUUGGCGAAGGGUGAGCGCGAGGAAGCCUCGCGCGGACCCGCGAGGGUUGGGCGACGAAACCGAAACGUAGCUGGCUGGAGUAGCACCAGACUUUUCUGCACGCUUAGUUGCAAUACGACGAGCGAUUCUAUUGC